Kwoniella shivajii is the source of this 4503-nucleotide messenger RNA. RefSeq lists its product as uncharacterized. Bases 1 to 4503 code for a protein of 1500 amino acids. The transcript is spliced from 4 exons. The record is from RefSeq and is a predicted model, not a curated record. NCBI's taxonomy places the organism in Eukaryota, Fungi, Basidiomycota, Tremellomycetes, Tremellales, Cryptococcaceae.
AUGCCUACAUGGGCUACUGAACCCAAGACUGUCAGUAAGGAAGAAAAUCCACCUGCUAAAAAGAAGAAUCAGAAAGAUUCUGGUAUACUCUCAAGACAUACUUCAGAAAGUAACAAGAACUCCCAAAGCAAGACGAAGAAAGCUUCUUCUCGUUGUUCUUCUUCCUCCAAGGAUAUAACAUCUGAAGGAAAGAAGGGUGAUGAAAUUGAAAUUGACGAAUUGGAGGAGACCCCAAGGAGAGGUAAGCUGAAUUCUGGAUAUCUAACUUCGGAACGCCGCAUUCAGUUCAUGCACGUCACAUCUUCAGGUCAUUUCGGUAUGCUCGACUCCAUCAUUCCCCCUACCUUCCGAGCCAAUAAAACAAUUCCAGCAUCUUCGUGUUCCAAAACCUCUUCUCGCAAGAAAUCAGCUUCUUCCUCUAAAAAGACCAAGCCGGCUCCUAAUGAUCCUUCGAAUUCUCUAAAAUUCACUAAGUCCGAUCCUGGACCCUCUACUAACAGGAAAGGUAGAAAAUCAAAAAAGACAAGUGAAAGGAAAGGGAACGAUGAUAUUCAAGAAGAAGAUGAUGGGUGUUAUGAUCAUCAAGGAUUCUGGAUAUCUACUCCUAGACCUCUUCCUUCACAAAAGGAUAAUGAGAAACCUCUGGGGGAAGCAGGGGAUCAAGUCGCUCACAAUGACGCUUGUAUCGAUGAAACAGCACACGAUGAUAACGGUCAAACCACUCCACCAAACAGAGGUACAAGGAAAGAGAUAUACACAUCUCCACUUACUCCUCCUUUGACCGAUCUUCGAACACCUGCUUUCCAACGUAAUGCAUUUGUCCAGGAUCCUCAGACAAAGGCAGACUAUGCAAUACCACUACUACCACCUCAAACCCAUUUGGUCUUCGGUAAAACGCACUUGAAAGAUAUUCCCCUUCCCGCUUAUUAUCAACAUGAAGAAAUGUCGAAAAAGGAACCACUCUUCCUACCUAUGUCUCCCGACACUCAAGAUAUCGACAUACCCCUUCCAUUUGCGAUUGAACAGUCUGAAGAAGAGGAAGAAAUGGUAGAAUACCCUUUGAAAAGACCCACUACUCGCAGAGCUACUGAUAGAGUACAAGAGCCGUAUCUUUCACCAACUGAUUCUCCAGAACCAAAUGGAAUGUUUGGAGCCAUUCCAGCGCCCAAUAUCCUGAUCAACCGACUGACGGAAGAUGGGAAGAAGAAGAAGAGAGACAGUCGCAAAGACCGACAACCGUACAACGUGGAGAAGUCCCAUCUGCGAGCAACGUCUCGUUGGAGGGAUCCUUUUCUCCAUAUUCCGAUCUCAAGUGAUGGCGUACCUGCUUCCGCUCUAUCAGAACUCUCAGAUCCCGCACGAUCUCCUUUGAGCGAGGACUUCGAACUUAUACCUAAUAGCAGUGAUGAGGAAACUGCUCCUCCGGCCCCCUUCAUUCUCAGCACACUGUCAACAAACCCUGGUCCCCCUUCUCGACGAGCUCAAAACAAGAGUAAGUCAACUUCUCGCAAAACAAUUACAUAUGGGAAAGGUAGAUCUCAUGCUUUUCGACAUGGAAUCCCACUUCCCCAUGCCACAUCACAAAAUCUCACCUUAGGUCAUCACGCUCCAAGCCCAUCAUACCAUGGUGCGAAAAGGAAAGGUUCUACUAGCAUUUGGCCUAAUCCAUCAUCUUCCUCAUCAGGACCUGACGGUGUUGACGCUCUCGAGCUUGACCAAGACCAAGGCGAUCACACUGAUGUCCACUCCAGACCCAGGAAGAAGAAACGUACCUGGACCAGAAAUGGUCCUAGACCUGAUGAACGAUUGAACGGAUUGUUUGGUGAAGUAGAAGCUCGGCCUUAUCGAUAUCGCCACAGAAGAAGUAAAAAACAUCGUUACCCUGUUACCUCAGUAUUCAAAAUUGUAGAACGGCAAGAAGAAGGGGAGGAUGAAUAUGUUGAUAUGGAUCAUGAUUCAUCUAGAAGAAGGGAGAAAAGGAGAAAGAGGGAAAUUGAAAAGCGAUAUCGAGUUGAAGGAAGGGAUGAAGGAAGAUUGCAGAUGUCUAGAAACAAAUCUUGUCAGCCGAGAAUUGACGGAUAUCUGGAGCAAGUCAAGAAGACUCUUACCCUGCCCAAGAAAGCUCUCCACGACUCGAAAGCAGCUCGGGCCCGUAGCUACAAGCGAUUAAGAGGUGUACCUGGCUAUGCCUCCAAGCCCAUCGAUACUAUCCCAUAUAGUGAAUAUGUGGCUAAAUACAAACAGCCACUCUCGUCCAAAUCGAGUUCAUCAAGUCAACCCACACCUAAAGAUUGGAUUGGUGGCAGGGUGAACGAGCUCAUUGCUGCUGGAAGAAAAGCAAGAUUCGAAUUGGCUAUUCGAAAGCAGAGGCCUAAUAUUCGAGAUAUCACACCUCGAUUACCACUGGUUCCUCUCAAACCUACUCAAGAUGAUCCCCAAAACGAAGAUGAGAUUGACGCAGAGCCUUCUCGUCCGAUUCGAAGAAGGGGACCAUCUCUUGGAUUACCUCUUGCCAAUAAAAUACCGAGAUUACCGUUCACAGCGAAGGACCCGAAUUCCAGUGGUCGUGUAACCAAGACGUCAGAUUCCACAGAAAGCUCCCACCCAAGAGCACCCACUUCUGUGUUGAGGGACCUGUUCCCUCCUCCAAUAUUACGGUCUAAUAGAAGAAAGGAGAUGCCUUCAGCGUUCAGACAGUCUAAUGAUCCGCCGGAGCGUAACUUUGCAAGUCAGAUGAUAGCGCUCAGCGAAACACCUCCAUCGUUGCCGAGAGACCAGGAAGAUCAUGUCGCUAGAGAUGAUCCAAUCGUAGACUAUACACAAGGAUCUCAAUUCCCAUCUGAAGAUACAACUGACAUCGUCCUCCCUCUGAGUACCACCGCGGAACCCGCUUUCCAAGUUCCCCAAGACGCUGAAAAUCGACCGUCGCUUCUUUCACAAUCGGAGACGCCCUCGCAAUUUUGGAAAAGGCUCGACGUAAUAUACCCUCCCGAUGCAGAAGCGAAGGCACCAUUUCCGCAUCGGGAGGACAUAGCUCCAGAGCUCACUCAGGGGCCAAUCCCUAUCACUGCCGAUCGUGAAGAACAAAGACUAAACUCAAACGUUGAUGCCCCUCGCCAAUCUGAGAUUGGAUCAGACGUUCCACCUCUUCCAGCGUCACAGCUACAGUUGGAUUUCGAGGCUUUAGCAAACAAAAUUGAUCCUUUAGAUCUGAGAAUGUUGGUACAGGAACUUGAUCAGCAAGAAGCAGACAGAAUUAGCAAGAAGAACAGUCGAUCUCGUGAUGUUAGUCAAAAGCAUCGGAGCAAGACUAGGUCAAUUCAACCUUCUCAGCAAGUUAUCGCAAGAGAAGCUCCGAGCAAUUCGCCUACAAAAGGUCCUCCCAAUGAGAUAACCCCAGAUCUGCAGAAAUCAAGCAUCGUCAAUUAUGCCGAGCGUCAUCCUUGUGUUGUAGGUUCUUCUGCCGCAAGUCGCAGGAUGAGUGGGAUGGAAGUCACGGAGCACCUCCUUCAACGUGCAUUACUUCCUGCAGUGGUACAGAGCUUCGACAAGACCUUUGUCAAUACAUCGAAACGUGGCGCUUCAGCAGAUGGCCUGGCAGGACAUCUUUCGAGGAAGGAUGUUCGAGAAGAGAGAGCCAAGAGGAUCUUGGAGAAAAGAGAGAAUCAAAAGGCUAAAGAGAAACAAACAACGCUUAACUUCAAAUCGUCGCAGCCUCUGUCCAAACCAACGGCAGAAGUAGCUCAACAUUCCUCUUCAGAAGAGGAAGAGGAGAUUGAACAAGUUGAACCGCAACGUCCGUUACCCCCCAAGACGCUCAGUGAGGCCUAUCUACCUGUUCAUCCUCCUCCAUCUGCUCAACCUCGCGUGAAAAAGAGAGAUUCGGCUCCAUCUAAGUUCAAUCUGGGUAACAAACCGGUAGUCAAGUCUUUCAAGGACGCCAAGCAGCCUAGUGCUCAAGCUUUAGCGGAGAGAAACCAAAGACUUUCCAGAGAUGCAUUAGGAAGCAUCUUCGUUCCACCCGUUGGACCAAGUCAAGUUUCUCCAGGCCAAAAUCGGCAGAUCUUCUUAGAACCUACUCAAUUAGGCACUCAAUCUACUCAAGCACCACCCGCAGCUCAAAGAUCUCGAUCAUCACAAAGUGGAUUUGAUACCAGGGACGAUGGUCUGACUCAAGCCAGAAGUAAACAAUGGAGAUCAGGACGUUCAGAACACGAGUGUCUCAAUCCCACUCAAGUGGGAGAGACUGAGGCAGGUCUCGAACUAGAUUAUAAGACGCAGGCUUCCAGACGCGAACACAGUAGAUCGCAAAGAAAAAAUCAAGGUGGUAAUCCGUUCAAAGAUUAUUUGACGGUAUUUGAAGGUCCGACACAGUUGGACCCAGAUCCUACCCCGUCGAAAAAGGUUGGAAAGUUGGAUGAUCCAAGAGAGUGUGAGAGUGAACGGAGAAAGGGUAAGAGACAUAUGUCUACCGCUGAUUGGAAAGAGUCACAAGAUGGCUAA